UCUGCUGCUUUCGUGAUGACUGAAGUGCAGGUUGCGCUAGUGGUCGACGUAAGGAAAUGCUGUCGAUUAUGCUUGGUUGCGGAUGAGAAGCAAACAUACGGGAAUAUCUUCAAGGACAGUGUACUAACGGAGAAUAACGUGUCCAUCGUCGAAGCUCUACAUAAGGUCACCGGGCUGGUUGUUUCCGAGGAUGGCGGUCUGCCGGAGCGAAUAUGUAACGGUUGCUGGAGGAAGCUGGAGGACUCGUUUCGUUUUAUCAAUGAAGUUGUCAGCAACAACGCGAUCUUGGUAGAGCUGGUGAAUCCCGAAACGAUGAAAGUAGAACGAACUAAGUACGCUCUAGAACUUGGGGACGAUAGCGAGAGCGAACAAUCCGCCAUCCCCGAAGCGAACGAGAACGAAAAGCAACGAAACACGAGAAAGAAGCAAAGGGAAACGACGCUUACUUACAUCGAUGACGAUCAAAGCGGGACAUAUUCUGAUGAGGAAUCCGCUGCACCAGCUUCUGCCGACGAACUAGAUGCGGUUAAUUUGAUACUUAAGAAUUUUGCGAAUCAACGGGAAGCAAAACAUAAGACCCCAUUCCGGGACAGUAGACGACGGAUACACAAGUGCACCGAUUGCGAAAAAGUAUUCCUGCGGAAGUCGAAUUUGAUUGAUCACCAGCGAUUCCAUUCGCAGACCAAGCUGUUCCAGUGCGAGUACUGCGACAAAUCUUUCGUACAAUCCGGCAACCUGGCCCAACACCUUCGAACGCAUACGGCGGAAAAGCCAUACAGUUGCACCUUUUGCUCGAAGAGCUUCUCGCAAUCCGGCGCCCUCAAAACGCAUAUGAACAUCCACCUGCAGCGCCGCCCUUUCGAAUGCAGCACGUGCACAAAAGCGUUCACCAGUGGCUCCGAUUUAAAAAGGCAUAGACUCACGCAUGACCGCAAGAAACGCUUCUGUUGCCCCAUGUGCAGCGAUCGUGUCUUUACCCAGAAGGUGCACCUGAGAAUGCAUCUGACGAGGAUACAUCCGCACUGCAACGUAGAAGAGAUGGUAACACUCGGAACGACAGAUAACCCGGGCUCAUCACUACCGCGGGAUCAAAGCCCUUCCCCGCCAACGACGUUGACUGAUUUCGGACACCAAUCAUCAUUGGAUCGGCAGGCACGGCACCAUGGGAAAAACGCGAAAUGAUAAUAAAGAAAAAUCCAUAAUUCCAACCACAGACA
Anopheles darlingi is the source of this 1217-nucleotide messenger RNA. RefSeq names its product zinc finger protein 501-like. The coding region runs from base 16 to 1182 and encodes 388 amino acids. Gene Ontology annotation, biological process: regulation of transcription by RNA polymerase II. Gene Ontology annotation, cellular component: nucleus. The transcript is spliced from 2 exons. Gene Ontology annotation, molecular function: RNA polymerase II cis-regulatory region sequence-specific DNA binding; zinc ion binding; DNA-binding transcription factor activity. The record is from RefSeq and is a predicted model, not a curated record. Lineage: Eukaryota; Metazoa; Arthropoda; Insecta; Diptera; Culicidae.